Molecule: messenger RNA, 732 nt
Organism: Saxophila tyrrhenica
Lineage: Eukaryota; Fungi; Ascomycota; Dothideomycetes; Mycosphaerellales; Extremaceae
Exons: 1
Coding region: 1-732 (243 amino acids)
Molecular function (GO): hydrolase activity
Source: RefSeq, a predicted model, not a curated record
AUGCUAGUAAUGGAUGCGACAACGGCAUCUGUCGGAGUCAUAGUCAUCUCGGACACACACGGCGCUACGUUCCUGCCUAGGCAGGCUGGGCUUCCUAAGGUGGACAUCCUCCUGCACUGCGGUGAUCUUACUAGUAGAGGACGACUACCCGAGUACGAGAACACAUUGUCCUUGCUUGGCAGCAUCGAUGCGGAGUUGAAACUUGUGAUCGCUGGCAACCACGAUAUCGCUCUCGAUGCCGAUUAUUGGAAGGCUCGCGGGCUCGAGAUCGAUGGAUCGGAUUACAGUAGUAGCACCGCAGUAGCGGCCACGAAGCUCAUCAAGGGACGCAAAGCUCUGCAAACUGGCGUUGAGUUCGUACACGAGCGCGUACACAGCUUCAAGUUACGGUCCGGCGCCGAAUUCGUUCUAUACGUGUCGCCAUACUAUCCAGCAUCCGGUGACGGCACCUUCCCACACAUAGCGUAUCGGUACGAGUCAAACCAAGAUCGUUUCAAUCCCCCGGAGAAGGCCACAAAGUGCGCCGAAGCGAUUGUAAUCAAUCCCAUACCAGACUAUCCAAAGGUUGACAUAGUUAUGACACACACACCACCACUCGGUCAUCUCGAUCAAGUCAAUAACGGUGGCUAUCUUGGCUAUCGCAGCUUACAACGGGCAAUCGCACGUGCAAAACCAAGAUUAUACUGCUUUGGCCACGUCUAUGAAGCGUAUAGCGCCGAGCGGAUCACAUAG